Messenger RNA from Oncorhynchus gorbuscha (pink salmon), 3924 nucleotides. RefSeq names its product sodium-dependent noradrenaline transporter-like. NCBI's taxonomy places the organism in Eukaryota, Metazoa, Chordata, Actinopteri, Salmoniformes, Salmonidae. Gene Ontology annotation, cellular component: presynaptic membrane; neuronal cell body membrane; neuron projection. The transcript is spliced from 15 exons. Gene Ontology annotation, biological process: sodium ion transmembrane transport; dopamine uptake involved in synaptic transmission. The record is from RefSeq and is a predicted model, not a curated record. Bases 239 to 2119 code for a protein of 626 amino acids. Gene Ontology annotation, molecular function: norepinephrine:sodium symporter activity; dopamine:sodium symporter activity.
GUCUAUCUCUCAUGAGAAGGCGAGUCUUAAAGUUCCAUCAGAAUGGGCAGUCUCUCCUCAGACGCAGCAGGACGACAGCAGCAACGGAUCAUGGAGAGGUGUCCGUAGCUUCACAACGGGACUCCCAUCGUCGUCACGGUCCACUGCUGCGCGAGCAUCACCUCCGCCACGGAUACUUCCUCCGUGCCGUGAAAGCACAAGGCCGUCGGCGAGCUGCACACCGACACCGGAGAAAAAAAUGAACAUCCAGGUCCUGCCAGACCACAAGCUGUCAUCAGUGGCCCCGCUGAAACCCUGCAAUGUGGAGAAGAAGGAGGUGGAACUGAUAUUGGUGAAGGACCAAAAUGGGGUCCAGUAUACCAGUUCGACCAUCAUGCCCACCCCCAGCACGCACGGCACCCCCUGCACCGCUGAGGAGCUGGAGGAGAGGGAAACAUGGGGAAAGAAAAUAGACUUUCUCCUAUCCGUCAUAGGCUUCGCAGUGGACUUGGCCAAUGUCUGGAGAUUCCCUUACCUCUGCUACAAGAAUGGAGGUGGUGCCUUUCUAAUCCCCUACAUUCUGUUCCUGGUGAUUGCUGGGAUGCCUCUGUUCUAUAUGGAACUAGCCCUGGGACAGUACAAUAGGGAAGGAGCUGCUACAGUCUGGAAGAUCUGCCCUGUCUUUAAAGGUGUGGGCUACACUGUGAUCAUCAUAGCGUUGUAUGUGGGUUUCUACUACAACGUCAUCAUAGCCUGGUCCCUGUACUACCUGUUCUCCUCUAUGACCAGUGAGCUGCCCUGGCUCCAUUGUGGCAACGCCUGGAACAGUCCGAACUGCACAGACCCCAAGCUACUAAACGGAUCCUUCCUGGGCAAUGGGACGUCUUAUGCCAAGUACAAGAUGACGCCGGCUGCAGAGUUCUAUGAGCGUGGCGUACUCCACCUCCAUGAGAGCAGGGGGAUCCAGGACCUGGGCAUGCCUCGCUGGGAGCUGGUCCUCUGUCUGGUGGCUGUGGUCUUUCUACUCUACUUUAGUCUCUGGAAGGGCGUCAAGUCCUCCGGCAAGGUGGUGUACAUCACGGCCACCAUGCCCUAUGUGGUGCUGUUCGUCCUGCUGAUCAGAGGCAUCACUCUGCCAGGGGCUAUGGACGGCAUACGGGCCUACCUCCACAUCGACUUUAAACAACUCAACGACCCCAAGGUGUGGAUUGAUGCUGCUACCCAGAUCUUCUACUCAUUGGGAGCUGGCUUUGGAGUGCUCAUUGCAUUUGCCAGCUACAAUAAAUUUGAUAACAACUGUUACAGGGAUGCUAUCCUGACCAGUACAGUGAACUGUGUCACCAGCUUUUUUUCAGGUUUCGCCAUUUUCUCUGUGCUCGGCUACAUGGCCUACAAACACGGAGUUAGGAUAGAGGACGUGGCCACUGAAGGUGCAGGACUGGUGUUCAUCAUCUAUCCUGAGGCCAUCUCCACCCUGCCUGGAUCUACCUUCUGGGCCAUAGUAUUCUUCAUCAUGCUGCUGACUCUGGGCAUCGACAGCUCUAUGGGCGGUAUGGAGGCAGUCAUCACAGGACUGUCAGACGACUUCAAGAUCCUGAAGAGGAACAGGAAGCUGUUCACCUUCGCCACGGCAUUCGGAACCUUCCUUGUCGCGCUCUUCUGCAUCACUAAUGGAGGUAUAUAUGUGCUGACUUUGUUGGAUAACUACGCGGCGGGGACCUCCAUCUUGUUUGGGGUGCUGAUUGAGGCCAUUGGGGUGUCCUGGUUCUACGGCGUAGACCGCUUCAGUGAGGAUAUCGAGCGCAUGAUGGGCUUCAAGCCAGGUCUCUACUGGAGGCUGUGCUGGAAGUUUGUCAGCCCCACCUUCCUACUGGUCGUGGUGAUAGCCAGCAUCGUGACAUCCACGGGCCUGAGUUAUGAUGACUAUGUCUUUCCUUCAUGGUCCAAUGUGAUUGGCUGGGGCGUAGCUCUGUCCUCCAUGAUGUUUGUGCCCAUCUACGCCAUCUACAAGUUCCUCAGUAUGCCAGGGACAUUCAAACAGAGGAUCGCCUACUGCAUCACACCAGAACACGAACAUCAUCUGGUGGCGGAGGGAGCUACCAUCAGACAGUUCACGCUCAAGCACUGGUUGGCUAUCUGACAACCUGAUGUCACCCAACCUUCCCCACUACUCACAAUUCCGGGGUGAUGGAGUCAUUGUGUUUCGACGGCAGAUGUUCCUGCUGCUGAGCCUCCUGCUACUGGAGGAUGGACAGGGAUAACGCCAUGCUCCUUACUGCCUCUCUGUGUUCUGUUGGUUCUGACCCAACCUGUGACCUGCCAUCCCCUCUUUCCCACUCGGCCCCUCAUCUCCCUCUCUCUCUGUGUUCUGUUGGUUCUGACCCAACCUGCGACCUGCCAUCCCCUCUUUCCCACUCGGCCCCUCAUCUCCCUCUCUCUCUGUCGAGUGACUACAGAUUCUCUCACCAACCUCUGCCUACAGGGUCAACUCAGUAUCCUCCAUGUUUUUGCUUUUGAAGUAUCUUUUUAUUGACAACUUUUUACCAUGUGACAUCGUCAUCGUCGUCAUUUUUUAAACGUGAAUACAACUCAUAAGAUGGAGACCUUCCAUGCAGAGCAUGUACAGGUGUUUUCUGUGUUCAUGGACACAGUUAUUGUUUUUCAUAUCAUUUUUUUUACGAUGACUGUUCUGUGUUCAUUAGUUAUACAUGGGUUAGACACUUAAACCAAGUCAAAAAGUACCAAAUGACCACUUCUGUCAUCAUGUAUGCUCUAGGCAGGGGGAGACAAACAUGACUCACAUUGCUUUUUAUCUUCUUGAUUCUUUUCAAAGAGGCCCCUCAAGCUUUUAGGUGAAUGAGAAAGGGAAGACAUCUUGUUUCAUUCAUUGUCAUCUUUGUAUGUCUGACUGAGUAGGUCCCUAGUCACUACUCAAGAUAACAGCAGCUCAACUGUGUCAGUGCCUUAUCGAGCUAGACACUUCCCAACCUGUCAAUGUUUUCAUUGGUCCAUACAGAAUGGUAAAUGUUUUCAUUGGUCCAUACAGAAAGGUUUUGCCCGACGACUCAGGAAUCCUCCUGCAGAUCAGAGCUCGUGGAUGAUAGAUACACUUCAUGGUUACCAACAUACAUUAUUAAUUCAGUUCGAAUGACAAUGUCCUUUAGAUAUUCAUCUUACAGCAGUAGAGGUUUUUCCCAGUUGCCUUCUCCAUCUUUUGAAACCUACCUGAAACAGAUCUGAAGCUUUUGUCACCUGUCUCACAGAAAAGGGAACAAUUUAUGUUGAGACUCAGAAGUGUUUUGUCUUGCAAGUGGUCGUCCUUAUGCUUUACACAUGGCCUUUACACAGAGCAGUGGUCUACAUUGUCCUGCUAUGGUUACUAAUGGUACUGUGUGUACCAACUUUAAUGUGUUGCAUAGUACUAGCAUCCUCUUCAGAGAGGCUUGUGCCCUUGAUCCAAUGAUUUGCCUUCGCCGUGCUGGUGGAUAAACAGUAGUAUUAAACAGUGGGGAAGAGACACAAAGGGAGGCUUUGAUUAAAUUAAGUUGAAUCCAGCACUUGAAAGAAGUCUUUAACAGAAGUACUUGUUUCAGUUUUCUAUGGAGAGGUAAGCACUCUUAGUGUUUUAGGGAAUGUUUUCAGGCAUGCAAGAAAUGCCCUGUUUUAUCAAAAGCUUAACUGACUAACAGCACUAACACAGGUAGACUCAACAAAACAAGUGAUUUCUUUACUUUUUAUACAAUGUUCUCUUUGUUAUGUUGCAUCUUUCCAAUUCAUUGUUUUGUGGUACAUAUGGGUGAGGGAAAUCAGGAGCUUCUCCUUCAAAGUGUGUGUGUGUGUGUGUGUGUGUGUGUGUGUGUGUGUGUGUGUGUGUGUGUGUGUGUGUGUGUGUGUGUGUGUGUGUGUGUGUGUGUGUGUGUGUGUGUGUGUGUGUGUGUGUGUGUG